Messenger RNA from Drosophila subpulchrella, 1720 nucleotides. RefSeq lists its product as uncharacterized. Bases 391 to 1470 code for a protein of 359 amino acids. Lineage: Eukaryota; Metazoa; Arthropoda; Insecta; Diptera; Drosophilidae. Gene Ontology annotation, molecular function: nucleic acid binding; zinc ion binding. The record is from RefSeq and is a predicted model, not a curated record. The transcript has 2 exons.
UUAGCAGUAUAUUAGAGAGGUUCAUAGAAUAAGCUGUAUGCCGAUGACUAUUUAGUAUUAAUAUCAUUUACAUGCUAACUUCCGCAUUUAUGUACCAAUUCCGAUAUUCCGAUUCAAUGUAAAACUAAGUUAAGCUAAUAUAUGACGAUAAGGAUAUUGUAAAGAUCGGAGAACGGUCACACUGCGAUAUAAGAGAGACUAGCGAGCACAUGUGUAAAUUUAAGCCAAUAUAGAAAAUACGAAUAAAAAGUGAAAUAGAACGGCGAUAACAACUUCAGAAGUGGGAUAGACACCUUUUAAACACCCGCCUACGUAAACAUUUCUGGUCAUCCGAGGACACACAGUUUUUUUUUCCCUUACAAUUGCGAUCGCGUACGACGCCAUUCUGAAAUGGACAAGAAUCAAAUUGUUGAGUGGCUACAAGCCAAUGAAAUCUUGUUCCCAACAAGUGCAACUUUAAGGCAGUUGCGCAAGCUUGCGUUGGAUGCCGGUUGCCAAGAAGCGGCUGAUAUCCCGGAAAACACAUUGGAGGAAGAAGACGCCAAAAUUGAUAUACUAAGUCAAGGAACCGCUAGCGAAGACAUACACAUACACACAUUGGAAGAAGAGGAAGCAUUGCUUGACGCCGCCAUAAGGGUGGCUGAAAAGAAAAAGAUAUUGGCCGGAUUGAUGCAAAACAACAACAAGACGACAGAUGACAUUAGAAUGGUAAAGCAGCUCAUGGUCCCGUUUUCUGCCACUGAAAAUGAGGAAGCUCUUAAGUGGAUUUUGGAUUUUGAGAGAAUCUGCAGAGAUGUUAAUGAGUGUAAAAAUUUUCAAUUGCGCUGCGUACGAAUGCUUAUGAAACCGGGCACAGAUGCGGACUUGUUUGUGCGUGUUGACCGAUCGAGUACUUAUGACGAAUUUAAGAAAAACUUUAUAGAAACAUUUGGUCAUGGCAGUUCAACUGCUGAUAUUGUAUUGCUGUUAAAGGAAACCAUUUUUAACCCUGCGAAGAACACCGUUAUGGGAUACAUACUUCUUAUGGAGGAAAUUGCUAUGCGUGCUAACAUCGACGAAAAAUUGACAGUCCAGUUCAUCAUUGAUGGUUUUCGUGAUCGUUCAGCCAAUAUCGCCCUAUUGUACACAGCUACAACAAUCGGACAAUUGAAAGAGUUGGCUCGGAAGUAUGCAAGUCUAAGUAAGAAGUCGCACAAUUUUUCCCACCGCGCAGAAAGUUCUGGAAAUGAGCGGAACACAAUCCGCUGCUAUAAUUGUUCCGCUUAUGGGCAUUACGCUUCGUCGUGUACUGCGUCGAAACGCGAGAAGGGGUCCUGUUUCCGUUGUGGAUCCCUCCAACAUAUGCUGAAGGAUUGUCAACAGAAGCCUACAAUUAAUCCGCGGAUGGUGGGCGCAGCCAACAACCAGCCGAUUCGAGAUGACGAAGAGGGGCACAAUAUGUUUAUUCCGAUUGUUAACCAGCGCCAUUAAUUUAAUUCAGCACGCUGCGAUUCCUUAUAGUAACUUUAGCGAUGUAUUGUUUCCGACGGACUACUGUGGAGUUAAUGGAUUUAAGAUUAAAACUUUCGGGAAAAUAUUUGUUAGACUUGUUUUUCAAAACAGAGAAGAAGAAAUUUCAUUUUUUGUUGUACCCAACAACUAUGUUGCAACUAAUGUUCUUUUAGGACGUAAGUUUUUGGAAAAAUUUGGAAUAAAAUUGAUUUUUAAGGAUAAGAUAAAA